CUCCCCCGUCUGUGGCGGCGGCUGGUUGAUGGGUCCGGAAAUCUCUUGAAGGUGAAUCCAAGCAAGAUAAACGGUACGGAGAGGAGGCGCGGGGCUGGGCUCAGACCAGCGGCGGCGGCGGCGGCUCCACUCCCUCCGCGCCCACCCUCCCACCAUGCGGGGCCGCGGCCCAUGGUGAGCCCCAGUAGCCAGCACCAUCGGCUGGAGACGAAGAAGAAGAAGAAGAGGAGGCGGCGAGCGCGGGGGAAGGCGAAAAAGAAAAAGAAAGAAGGGGAGAGGGCUGCGGGCAGCACCAGGACCGACGCGCGCACCAGCUCCGGAGCGCAGCUCGCGUGCGUUUGCAGAGCCGCCUGAAUCCCGAGCGCGGGCGGCGGCGGCGGCGGCUGCGGGAGAGCCGGGCCUGGGCUGCGCGCCCAAGGCGGACCAUGGAGCGCGGGCUGCACCUCGGCGCGGCGGCGGCCGCGGGCGAAGACGACCUCUUCCUGCACAAGAGCCUGAGCGCAUCCACCGCCAAGCGCUUGGAGGCGGCUUUCCGCUCCACGCCCCCGGGCAUGGACCUGUCCCUGGCACCGCCGCCUCGGGAACGCCCGGCGUCCUCCUCCUCCUCCUCGCCCCUCGGCUGCUUCGAGCCGGCUGACCCCGAGGGGGCAGGGCUGCUUCUGCCACCGCCUGGGGGAGGUGGCGGUGGCGGCGCGGGAGGUGGCGGUGGCGGAGGGGUGGGUGUCCCCGGGCUGCUGGUGGGCUCAGCCGGCGUCGGAGGCGACCCCAGCCUGAACAGUUUGCCGGCAGGGGCCUCCCUGUGCCUCAAAUACAGCGAGAGCGCGAGCCGGGGCUCGGUGGCCGAGAGUAGCGGCGGCGAGCAGAGCCCCGACGACGACAGCGACGGCCGCUGCGAGCUGGUGCUGCGGGCGGGAGGCACCGACCCGCGGGCCUCCCCGGGCGCGGGGGGCGGCGGUGCCAAGGCGGCCGAAGGCUGCUCCAACGCCCACCUCCACGGCGGCGCCAGCGGCGCCCCGGGGGGCCCCGGCGGUGGCGGGGGCAGCAGCGGCGGUGGCGGCGGCAGCAGUAGCAGCAGCAGCAGUAGUAGCAGCAGCAGCAAGAAAUCCAAAGAGCAGAAGGCGCUGCGGCUCAACAUCAAUGCCCGGGAGCGCCGGAGGAUGCACGACCUGAACGACGCGCUGGACGAGCUGCGCGCCGUGAUUCCCUACGCACAUAGCCCCUCGGUGCGGAAGCUCUCCAAGAUCGCCACGCUGCUGCUCGCCAAAAACUACAUCCUCAUGCAGGCGCAGGCCCUGGAGGAGAUGCGGCGCCUCGUCGCCUACCUCAACCAGGGCCAGGCCAUCUCGGCCGCCUCCCUGCCCAGCUCCGCGGCCGCAGCGGCGGCGGCCGCUGCCCUGCACCCCGCGCUCGGCGCCUACGAGCAGGCGGCCGGCUACCCGUUCAGCGCCGGCCUCCCCCCGGCCGCCUCCUGUCCGGAGAAGUGUGCCCUGUUCAACAGCGUCUCCUCCAGCCUUUGCAAACAGUGCACGGAGAAGCCUUAAACAC
Ochotona curzoniae (black-lipped pika) is the source of this 1545-nucleotide messenger RNA. It is a transcript of the gene BHLHE22, whose product is annotated as basic helix-loop-helix family member e22. The coding region runs from base 426 to 1541 and encodes 371 amino acids. The transcript has a single exon. Gene Ontology annotation, molecular function: protein dimerization activity. Lineage: Eukaryota; Metazoa; Chordata; Mammalia; Lagomorpha; Ochotonidae. The record is from RefSeq and is a predicted model, not a curated record.